Molecule: messenger RNA, 960 nt
Organism: Sinocyclocheilus grahami
Lineage: Eukaryota; Metazoa; Chordata; Actinopteri; Cypriniformes; Cyprinidae
Exons: 8
Coding region: 1-960 (319 amino acids)
Cellular component (GO): plasma membrane
Molecular function (GO): transmembrane signaling receptor activity
Source: RefSeq, a predicted model, not a curated record
AUGAAAGAAGAUGAAGUGCUGUUCUUCAUCAAGAACAUCAUCGUCAUCACACUGAUAUCUGAGUUUGUAUUCAACAGAGAACUGAAUGAGAACGAUUCUGGAGAAUAUAAGAUUGUAGUCAAAGUUUCUGAAGACUACAGUUUCUUCUCUGAGUUUCACCUGGACGUUAAGAAAGCUGAUUGUUGUGAGAAGAGCAUCAGUCUAUCAGCUGCUGCAGGAGGAUCUGUGAACAUCAGCUGCAAAUACCCACAAUCCCACAGUGCUGAUGUGAAGUUUGUCUGCAGGAGAUCUGAAUCUGAUCUCUGUGCUGAAGAGACGUCUGUGAAGAAGAGCAGAAGAUGGAGCGCUGAGGGACAGAUGCAGCUGUAUGAUGACAGAGAGCAGCAGCUCCUGACGGGAACCAUCAGUCAUGUGACUCAACAGCAUUCAGCUGAAUACUGGUGUGGAGUUCAGUCUGAUCAAGGACACAAGAGCUUCAUCACACGAGUCCUCCUCAGAGUUACUGAUGCAAACAGUCACAGAAUAUCUACAUCACCAUCAUCAUCAUCAUCUUCUUCAUCUUUCUCACCAGGAGAAUCUCCACUGAUCUCAUCUGCGUCUCCUGUAACUGGCUCUUCUCUGAUCAUCAGUGUGUCUGUGCUUCUGCUUCUGAUCUUCAGUGUGAUUCUGUUGGUGAUCGUCUCUCUCUGGAGGAGGCGUCAGUCUCACGACGCUCAUCCCUCAUCCAGAAGAUCUCACAGGACUCCAGCAAACACUGACGCGGCUUCUAAUUAUCAUUGUGAUUACGAGGAGACUGAAGACAAUCGUAGACAAUUACCCACAAACCCCUCUGAUUCUACUAAUGCAAUCUAUGCUAAUCCAGAAUUACCCAUAAACCCCUCUGAUUCUACUAAUGCAAUCUAUGCUAAUCCAGAAUUACCCAUAAACCCCUCUGAUUCUACUAAUGAACUGAAAGAGUAA